AUGGAGCUUCUUUCACACUUGGGCAUCUCGGCAGCGCCCAAUCCAACAGUAGAGCUGGUUCUCUAUAAGUCACGUGGUUACGUUUCCUUGUGGCUCGUGCUGACGGCGUGCGGCUGCUACCACAUGGUAUCCCUAGGUCUGUCGUUGGCUUCAGUCUUCUUUCCUGACUUGGCAGAGUACACCAAAAGAAUGGCAGGGAUGUUGGUCUGGAAGCUCUGCAUCUUUUUGAGCGAGCUCAACAGAGUCAGCAUUGACGUGGAAGGUGACUCUGUUGACCCGUUUUCGGCGGUUCUUAUUGCCAACCAUCAGCUGCUUGCAGACUAUAUAGUCUUGGCUGCUUUGGCUCAGAAGCUGGGAAACCAGGGAGAAAUCCAAUGGGAGGCGCUUCCACAGAUCAAUUUUUUCACGUGGUUCACGUUGGCCCGUGCCCCUUCAGCCAAAGUUCUUUUGAAUAUGGCCCGAAGCGACGAAAACUGGGAAUUGGCCCAGCUGCAAAGCGACAGGUUGUUUCACAGAGUCAGAGACUCCAAUACGCCAGAAUGGGUGGUUCUUUUUCCAGAAGUCAACAUCUGGACGCCUGAAACGUCGUAUCUCCAGGCAGCCCAGGCUCGCCGGUACUUUCUUCCAGAAAUGCACCAGGUCUUGUACCCUAGGUUUUCGAGCUUUUCCAACGCCGUAUGGCUGCUUAAAGCAGAAAAGCUGCCCACAAAAGCACAGAAGUUCUCCACUUUGUACGAUGUCCUGAUAGUGCACAGCAAGCCCGUGACGCUUCUUGAAUUCUUCUCGUGCAAGGAUCCUCACAAAGUGACGACGGGCCAAAAUGGAGCGGUGGCUUGA
This is a messenger RNA of Candidozyma pseudohaemuli, 837 nucleotides long. RefSeq lists its product as uncharacterized. Gene Ontology annotation, molecular function: acyltransferase activity. Gene Ontology annotation, cellular component: endomembrane system. The record is from RefSeq and is a predicted model, not a curated record. Lineage: Eukaryota; Fungi; Ascomycota; Pichiomycetes; Serinales; Metschnikowiaceae. Bases 1 to 837 code for a protein of 278 amino acids. The transcript is spliced from 2 exons.